Messenger RNA from Ustilaginoidea virens, 924 nucleotides. RefSeq lists its product as uncharacterized. Gene Ontology annotation, molecular function: heat shock protein binding. The transcript is spliced from 2 exons. NCBI's taxonomy places the organism in Eukaryota, Fungi, Ascomycota, Sordariomycetes, Hypocreales, Clavicipitaceae. Gene Ontology annotation, cellular component: nucleus; cytoplasm. Bases 1 to 924 code for a protein of 307 amino acids. The record is from RefSeq and is a predicted model, not a curated record.
AUGUCAAAUUUCGAAGACUUUGCAGAUCAUGACCUCCCAGCCAUCGACCCGUACAAAGUUCUGGGACUCGACCGGCAAGCAGAGGCAAACCAGGUGAAGAGCGCCUAUCGCAAGGCUGCACUCAAGCAUCAUCCCGACAAGGUACCCGAGGGGCGCAAAUCGGAAGCCCACGCCAAAUUCCACGAGAUUGCGCUCGCCUACGCCAUUCUCUCCGACCCGGGCCGACGCAGGCGCUACGACACCACCGGCUCGACGGCCGAGUCCGUCGUCGACGGGGACGGUUUCAACUGGGGCGAGUAUUACCGACAGCAGUUUAGGGACGCCGUGUCGGCCGACGCCAUCCAGGACUUUGCCGACUGGUACAAGGGCUCCGAGACGGAGAAGCACGACGUGCUGCUAGCCUACCAAGAGUGCGAGGGGGACAUGGACCAGGUGUACGAGCGGGUGAUGCUGAGCAACGCCGCGGAAGACGACGCGCGGAUCCGCGCAAUCAUCGACGAGGGAAUCGCGUCGGAGAGCGUCCCGCUCUUCGAGGCGUAUGCCCGCGAGAGCAGGAGGAAGCGAGCGGCGCGGCAGAGGGCGGCGCGGGCCGAGGCCAGGGAGGCGGAAGACUACGCCAGGGAGCUGGGCGUUCACGACAAGCUGUUUGCGGGGCGAGGCGCGCGUCCCAAGGCCGGCGGUGCCGGGGACGACCUGGCCGCGCUGAUACAGGGGCGUCAGCAAGACAGGUCCGCCGGCUUCCUGGACCACUUGGCCGACAAGUACGGGGCCACGGGCAGAAGCGGCAACAAGGGGAGAGGCGGGAACAAGGGGAGAAAGCGGCAGGUCGUCGAGGACGAUGGCGAGCCCUCCGAGGAGGCCUUUCAAGCUGCUGCGGCGAGGCUCAGUGCGAGCAGAACCAAGAAGGCCAAGCGGCAGUCCUAG